CCCACAUCCUCAGCCGAGUCCACCACGGGAACCUCUUCCUCUCCCAGCGAGAGCAGCCCCACAACCUUGGCAGAGUCCACCAUGGGCUCCUCCUCCUCUCCCAGCGAGAGCAGCCCCACGACCUCGGCCGAGUCGACCACGGGAUCCACCACAGGAACCUCGUUCCCUCCCAGCGAGAGCAGGACCACGACCCCGGCUGAGUCCACCACAGGCCCAACCUCCUCUCCCAGUGAGAUCAGCCCCAUGACCUCGGCCGCGUCCACCACGGGCCCCUCCACCCUUCCCAGCGAGAGCAGCCCCACGACUUUGGACAAGUCCACCACGGGAACCUCCUCUUCUCCCAGCGAGAGCAGCCCCAAGACCUCGGCCCACUCCAUCACGGGAACCUCCAUCCCUCCCAGCGAGAGCAGGACCACGACCCCAGCCGUGUCCACCCCGGGCCCAACCUCCUCUCCCAGUGAGACCAGCCCUACGACCUCGGUCACGUCCACCACGCCCCACUCCUCCCAUCCCAGCGAGAGCAGUCCGACCACCUUGGCCGAGUCUAUCACGGGAACCUCCUCCUCUCUCAGCGAGAGCAGCCCAACGACCUCGACCGAGUCCACCACGGGAACCUCCUCCUCUCCCAGCGAGAGCAGCACUACGACCUCGGCAGAGUCUACGACGGACUCCUCCUCCUCUCGCAGUGAGAGCAGCCCCAUGAAAUCAGGCGAGUUCACUACGGGCCCUUCCUCCUCUCCCAGUGAGAGCAGCCCCAUGACCUCGGCUGAGUCCACCAUGGGAACCUUCUCCUCUCCCAGCGAGAGCAGCCCCAAGACCUCGGCCGAGUCUACCACGGGCUCCUCCUCCUCUCCCACGAGAGCAGCCCCAUGA
This is a messenger RNA of Chelonoidis abingdonii (Abingdon island giant tortoise), 873 nucleotides long. The record is from RefSeq and is a predicted model, not a curated record. NCBI's taxonomy places the organism in Eukaryota, Metazoa, Chordata, Testudines, Testudinidae.